AUGGCGCGGACGACGCUCCUCCUCGCCGCACCACCACCACCUGCUCUACCACACGUACUGCUCCUCCUCCUCCUCCUCCUGGGCACGGCCGCCGCCGACACCACCUCCACCACCAGCAGCACGGCCGCCGACACCACCUCCACCACCACCAGCACGGCCGCCGACACCACCUCCACCACCACCAGCAGCAGCGAACCGACGAGCGACCAACAACAGCAGCAGGCAUCGUCGCCAUCAUCAUCGUCUCCAGCAACACCAUCAUCGUCCUCUCCAGCAGGAGCAGGAGCAACACCAUCAUCGUCAUCAUCGUCCUAUCCAGCAGGAGCAGGAGCAGCAGCAACACCAGCAUCGUCUCCAGCAGGAGCAGGAGCAGCAGCAACAACAACACCAUCAUCGUCUCCAGCAGGAGCAGGACCAGCAUCGUCUCCAGCAGGAGCAGGAGCACCACCGCCCCCGCCGGGGGCGGGGUUCUACAAGGGCAUGUCCCGCGAGUUUGUGAACGAGCACAACAAGGUGCGCGCCAAGUACGACGCGCCGACGCUGGCGUGGGACAAGACGCUGGCCCUGUACGCGCGGCGGUGGGCGGCGCAGAUACAGCAGGACUGCGACCAGGCCCGGCACUCGCCGCAGGCCCAUCCGCUGGGCUACGGCGAGUGCUUCUUCGUGGGCAACAACGGCACCGCGGAGGACGCGCUGUGCAGCUGGGAGAGGGAGGAGUACAUCUACGAGAAGGGCACCAAGCACUGCACCUCCGGCCACGACUUCCGCGACUGCGGCCACUUCGUCAUCAUGAUCGAGAAGACGUACCACUUCGUCGGCUGCGGCCGCGCCCCCUGCCUCAGCGGCCCCCGCCAGGGCCAGUUCUUCAUCUCCUGCAACUACAGCGCCGUUAGGCCCAACGCCACCACCGCCGGCGCCUCCAACCCCUCCUGA
Aegilops tauschii subsp. strangulata is the source of this 933-nucleotide messenger RNA. The record is from RefSeq and is a predicted model, not a curated record. Lineage: Eukaryota; Viridiplantae; Streptophyta; Magnoliopsida; Poales; Poaceae.